Tuber melanosporum (Perigord truffle) is the source of this 343-nucleotide messenger RNA. RefSeq lists its product as uncharacterized. Bases 131 to 343 code for a protein of 70 amino acids. The transcript has a single exon. NCBI's taxonomy places the organism in Eukaryota, Fungi, Ascomycota, Pezizomycetes, Pezizales, Tuberaceae. The record is from RefSeq and is a predicted model, not a curated record.
AGAAGUGCUCGGGCCCGGUUUGACCUUUUGUGGCCUUGGUUGCGCGCGGCUUUUUCGAGGUUGGGAGGAUGCUGCGCGACAGAGGUCUAUAGGACCGUGGUGGUGGGAGGAGAGCACGGAGGGGGAUGGAAUGGUGCGGUGGAUGAAAUUUGCGGGAUGGUGGUUGCGAGGGAGCGUGCACGAAUAUAUAUCUGAAGAUUGCUCGGCGAUUCUUCGCCCAUAUUCUUGUUUAUUGAAACUAACUGACGCUUCGCCAUCUCGGAAGGUAUACAAGACUAAUGAAUCUAGGGCAGGAAUAAAAUAUACCCACCGGCUGGUGUCCAAGCUGUGCACGGUACGGUAA